GAAAUAUUCACAACUGGGGGUUAUCGUACCGCCGUAUGACAGAUAAUAAUUGUCAUGAUGAGUACACGCGCUUGUGGUCUCGUAAUAUUCCGUCGUUUCAAAGGACCAAUUGAGUAUUUAUUAAUGCAGACAUCCUACGGCCAACACCAUUGGACUCCCCCAAAAGGGCACGUUGACGAUGGUGAGAGUGACAUGGAGACUGCUCUACGUGAAACCGACGAAGAAUCAGGUUUGAAGAAAGAAGAUAUAAGAAUUUUUGAAAAUGCAAAAGCCGAGUUGAAUUAUAAUGUCAACAAAAAACCGAAGACCGUUGUUUAUUGGUUAGCUGAGCUAAUAAAAGAGGAACGUGACGCUCGUUUAUCAAGUGAGCACCAGGAUUUUGGAUGGUUUACCCUUGAAGACGCUUGUAAAAUCUCUCAUUACCCAGAAAUGCAGGAAGCACUGCGUAAAUUUGAUAAAUACAUUAUCGAACAUCUCUAAUAAUUGAGUACAUAAAAGAUCGCUGUAUAAAUAGUGAUGAGUACAUAAAUAAUAAACACUCCAUAAUGUA
This is a messenger RNA of Fopius arisanus, 550 nucleotides long. It is a transcript of the gene Apf, whose product is annotated as purine phosphoribosyltransferase family protein Apf. The record is from RefSeq and is a predicted model, not a curated record. Gene Ontology annotation, biological process: AMP biosynthetic process; ATP biosynthetic process. Lineage: Eukaryota; Metazoa; Arthropoda; Insecta; Hymenoptera; Braconidae. Gene Ontology annotation, molecular function: bis(5'-nucleosyl)-tetraphosphatase (asymmetrical) activity. The transcript has 2 exons. The coding region runs from base 55 to 480 and encodes 141 amino acids.